GUAUUCAGCUUCAUUCCUCUUCCAAAAAUUCCCUGUCUACCAAAAUAGAAAUAAAAAUUAUCUUUUUUAACUUUCAUUUUAUACUCUCUCUCUCUCUCUCUCUUCACGUCUCUGACCACCGUAUAUUCACUCAUUUCUUUGCCCAUCUUCUUUCUCUCUCUCUCUCUCUGGUGGAAAUGUAGAAUUGAAGAUCACAGAAACGGUCUUAUAUAUGUGCUUGAGAAUUAGGGUUUGUGAUUCUGUGGUGCUUGAAUUUGGGAACAACUGCUACUAGGAGCUCGGAGAAAGAGAAAAAUGCCGUUGACGAGGUAUCAGGUACGGAGCGAGUUCAGUUUGGCGGAUCCAGAGCUGUACAGAGCAGCUGAUAGAGAUGAUCCAGAAGCUUUGUUGGAAGGUGUUGCCAUGGCUGGACUCGUCGGUGUCUUGCGCCAGCUUGGUGACCUCGCCGAGUUCGCUGCUGAGAUAUUUCAUGACUUGCAUGAAGAAGUAAUGGCUACAGCUGCAAGAGGACAUGGUCUUAUGGCUCGUGUUCAACAGCUUGAGGCAGAAGUUCCUUCAAUUGAGAAGGAAUUUCUAUCCCAAACAAGUCAUUCAUUAUUCUUUUCCAAUGCAGGUGUUGAUUGGCAUCCUAAUCUGCGUAUGGAACAGAAUCUGAUAACUCGUGGGGACUUACCUCGCUUUGUAAUGGACUCUUAUGAAGAAUGCCGGGGCCCUCCACGGCUAUUUUUGCUGGACAAGUUUGAUGUUGCGGGGGCUGGAGCGUGUUUAAAGCGUUAUACUGAUCCAUCUUUCUUUAAAGUGGAAGCAGCAUCCUCUGGAAAAGCAACAGAAGUUCAGAGGGAAAAGAAAAACCGCAAAGUGAAGAAAAAAGGAUCACGCUGGAGAAAUGGAGAAGCACCUGACGUCCAAUCCACAUCACAUGCCAAAUUGCAUCAGUUGUUUCUGGAGGAACGCAUUGAGAAUACUUUUAGUGACCCUGCGCGUCUUGUGAAGUUGAAGAAAAGGCAAUUGAAUGGAUAUCCAUUUGACUCAAAAUCUGGGAGAAGUUACAUGGAGAAAUUCGUGGAGACUGAUACUGCUGAGCAUGAGGUGGUUCAUGAAAAAUCUAUCACUUCACCUGUGAAAUUGACUAUGGAUAAUUAUAGUGAAUCAGGGCUUGAAAUACUUGAAAUCAGUACUGUGAGUCCUGUAAAGAAAUCAUCGCAAGGAAAGGAAAGUGCAUGUUCCUCACCUAAUGCACAGGAGGAAGUUUCAGAACCAUACAUGGAGAAGUUUAACAGUGAUGUCAUUGGUGGAAAAUUUGUACAAGUGUCUGAGCCAGGCAAUGAUGGUGAUAUCAAUGACAUUUCUUCUUCCAGUCUCGAUAAGGUAGCAGUUGAAAAGGAAUUGGCAGUUGAUGGAGACCUCAGAACUGAAGGCAGUGUAGAUGGGUACAAUUCUGAUGAUUUGGCCAGUGAGAUAGACAAGUACAUGGAUGCCCUUAACACCAUAGAGUCAGAAAUUGAAACAGAAAACGAGUAUAGACCUGAGAAUGACCAGGGCUUCUUCAGUGUUAAGAAAGAUGGGAGAGAUUCUGAUGAAAAUGAAGAAAAUCUGGCGCUCCAAGCUCAAUUUUCGGAUUCUCAAUCAUUUGGAAACUCCUCUGUGUCAGAUUAUGGGAAUGGUUCGUUCAAGAAUAAUAGAUCCAGUUUUUCCGACUCUGAUACACUAAGCAGUUUGGCUGAGCAUACAGCAUCUGGUGGUGAUGGAGUGGCUAAGGUGUUUCCGUCUUCCGAAACUUGUGCAGCAGAGAGUGUGGAUAUCCCAUCCAGCCAGCUAAUGGAUGAGUUGGAGGGAACCAAAUCUCAUGAUUUUUCAGUGCCAAAUGGUACACGCAUUGAGGAAGACAAGAUCCCUGAUGUUGGAGAAGCAUCAUGUAGCUCAUGUCUUACAGAUUCCAUACCUGUACUACUGCCUUCAGAUCAUGGAGUACACUUGUCACUGGAUACAUUGGUGGGUCCUGAAGUAGAGGAAGUAACCUCUGACUCUAUUAAGAUUGGUUCCAAAUUAUCAGACAAUGAAAAUGGGACAAAUCUAGUUGAUUCUAGUGCUGUUGUCUCUGGUGUUCCGUCUCAGGAUAUUCAUGAUAUUUGCUUGGUAAGUUCUGUUGAAAGCCAUCUGGACGUUGAAGAACCAAAUGUUGUUUCUGAUGCUUUGCUGCAUUCGUCGGAUGUUUCAAAGCCAACUUUGGAAAUUGAAAGGAGCAACUUUUCUCUUAAUGAAGCACUUCAAGCAGAAUCUGUUGAUGAAGAAUAUUCUGAAAAUCUUGCCGAUGAAAAGAUUGCUUCACCUCAUUCAAGUUCGCCUAAAGAAAAUCAGCUCCAUUGCUCAGCCUCACCACAAGAAGUGUGUUCAGAUUUGAUACCUCCUACUUGUUCUUCAGAUCUUAUAGAGCUUGAUGAUAUAGUUUCCAAAGCCGAUGAUGCUCUUAUGGUGAGUGGAAUUAACUCAGCUCCUAUGGUUGAAACUCAAAAGACGCACAACUUUGAGGAGCAGGAAUUUUUAGAUUUAAUGGAUGAUGUUCCAGAACUUAAACUUGCUUCUGCAGAAUUUGUUGUUCCAUAUUCUGACAAGAAAUCAGAUAUUGAUGGGUCUAGGGAAGAUGGUGAGGAAAUAGGUACACCCACAUGCAGUGUCGAGGUUGUGGAAGAUGAUGUUGUUCCUCUUGAACUUCCAUCUGAUGAUCCAAAUUAUCUGUGCCACAAGGAUGAUGUAAACUUAGAUGCUGUAGUAAAUAAACCAGUUAUAACUGAUGAACCUGUGUCAGCUGCUGCUGUCACCGGUGCAGAUGGUGAUCUCGACGAUGUAAUUAAACCAGUUACAACUGAUGAAUCUGUGUCAGCUGCUGCCAUCACCAGUGCAGAUGGUGAUCUCGAUGAUGUAAUUAAACCAGUUAUAACUGAUGAAUCUGUGUCAGCUGCUGCUGUCACAAGUGCAGAUGGUGAUCUUGAUGAUGUAACUAAACUAGUUAUAACUGAUGAAUCUGUGUCAGCUGCUGCUGUCACCGGUGCAGAUGGUGAUCUUGAUGAUGUAAUUAUACCAGUUAUAACUGAUGAAUCUGUGUCAGCUGCUGCUGUCACAGGUGCAGAUGGUGAUCUUGAUGAUGUAACUAAACUAGUUAUAACUGAUGAAUCUGUGUCAGCUGCUGCUGUCACCGGUGCAGAUGGUGAUCUCGAUGAUGUAAUUAUACCAGUUAUAACUGAUGAAUCUGUGUCAGCUGCUGCUGUCACAAUUGCAGAUGGUGAUCUCGAUGAUGUAACUAAACUAGUUAUAACUGAUGAAUCUGUGUCAGCUGCUGCUGUCUCCAGUGCAGAUGGUGUUCUCGAUGAUGUUAUUCCUACAUCUCCAGAUCUAACUUGUUCUCCAUCUGGGAAUCAUAUAAAUUUGGAAGAAUCUCUUUCUGGAUUUUCUGAUUCCAAUCAGAAAGGGUUGGAAUUUAAUGAGGCAGCUUCUCCAGAAUGUCUUACAGAAACCAUGACACAAAAAGAAGUGAAUCAACUGGAAGUUGCUCCUGGAGAUACCACAUUGAAAUUGCUGUCUUCUGACCAUUGCAAUUUAAGAAUGUUUGAUGAUAUUCAUGAGUCAUCUCUGGGCAAAGAAACCCAAAACAGUUUGUCUGACAAUGAUGUCACCAGAGCCCCAACGUAUUUAGUACUAAGCAAUGAACAGUCAGAAUCAAAAUCCCCCCCUCAGAGUUAUCUUUUCGAGAAUAAUGAAGGUGAGGUGUCUUCACUUACCUGCUACCCCCCUGAGCCAGGAGUUCCUUUAGAGAAGCCAUUGCAGUUCAAAGCUGAUCAAGCUGAAGUGGAAAGUUUGCAAGAAGAUGAAGCAACUUCUAACUCUUUAAAACUUCAAUCUGAACAAUUGCCAUCUCCAAGUCACAUAGAUCAGGAGAGAUGUGAACAGACCCAGUCUUCAAAUCACUUACAGGAAAGAUGCUUUGACACUCCUUCUGAAUCUUGUGCAGAACACCUUCCAUGCCAACUUUCAGCAUCGGAAUUCUUACCACAGUCAGCCAGCCUGGAACCUGAUGGUACUAAGCAAGCAAUGGAUUCAUUACAGUAUGCCCUUCCUAGCUUUGGCCUGCUCCCUGUGGCAGCUCAAGUUAAUCUGGAGGAGAUGCCACCAUUGCCACCUCUUCCUCCUAUGCAAUGGAGGAUGGGGAAGGCUCAAAAUGCUUCCCUUGCUUCUGACAGAGAUUUGGUUGAGGCAAGUCAGCAUGUGUUUCCACCGUUACAGCCAUUCAAUUACGAGAAAGCUCAAUUUGGAUUUCCAGCAUCCAAGACAGGGAAUUUGCAGCUUCCUAACCCGUUUUUGCCCAUCACAGCUGUUGAAGAUGAGAAUUCUCAACAGGUUUCUGAACAAGUGGAGGGUAAUUUGGCACAACCAAUUCCAUUCUCUUUUCAAUUGCCAACCAUGGAUAGUGAGGCUGAUAGUCAACACAAUUGCCUAUCUUUAGAGGGAACGCAAACCCUGAAUCCAUUCUUAACAUCACCAGCAAUACCUAAUGAAAGGCCUGAAUAUGGUUUCCUUGCUUUAGAAGGAGAAAAAGCUCUAUCUAGUUCAAACUCAUUCUCACCAAUACCUACCAUUGAAUACGCUACUCCUAAACAUGAAUCCGAAUCUUCACAAGAAAAACAGAUCAAGCCUCUCAACCAAUUAGAACCAGAGAUUGGGUCAGAGGAUAAAACACUUCAACCCUCUCUGCAAAAUUAUUCAGAAGGGGUCCGACAAAAUCCUUUUGAGACAUCUAUUCCGCCACCAACUAUAGGAGCAGAACAGCCUCAGCAGGCUUUGUUGACUUCAGAUGGAGAAAUUACUCAAGUACCAGGCACUGAAGAAGGAAAGCCAAACGGAAAUCCAGCAAUUAAGAUUCCUCGUCCUCGAAGUCCUCUCAUUGAUGCUGUUGCUGCUCAUGACAAAAGCAAGUUGAGAAAGGUAGCUGAACGGGUUCGGCCUCAAAUUGAACCGAAGGUAGAUGAAAGAGAUUCAUUGCUAGAACAGAUACGAACAAAGUCCUUCAACUUGAAGCCUGCAGUGCCAACAAGACCCAGCAUUCAUGGUCCUAAAACCAAUCUGAAGGUUGCUGCUAUCUUGGAGAAAGCAAAAACAAUUCGCCAGGCAUUUGCUGGAAGUGAUGAAGAUGAUUCAGAUGGUUGGAGUGACUGCUGAAAACACUAGGUUAUGGUACUGCAGCAUUUCACUGCUUUGGUUAUCACCUUGAAAGGGUUUUGAGAGAUUUUAUUCUCUCAAAUAUAGUUAAUAGAAUUUUUUUUUUUAUCGGGUCUAUUCUUUCUUUCUUCUCCACAUUCAUGUAUAAUAUUCCACUCAUCACCCUCCCAUUGAAGAUGUAUCCAUCGGUUUGUAGCUGUGCUAGACCCACAGAAAAUCAGUAUUGAGUCAUGAUUUAUUCAAGAAUGAAAGCUGAGGUUCAGCGUGCAAGUGCUGUACCGAUCAAUUUCUAUGCAAUGUUAUUUUAUGGUCUUGAAAAAGAUAGGUGUAAAUUGUGUUGGAGUGCAUAAUUUUGGUUUUAAGCCUACUGAUGCAAUUUUGUAAACUUGUAUGUAGUGCGUUUCUGAGGUGUAUAUUUCCGCCCAUUUUUCUUGUAGCUUUUGGCCAAUAUAUUCCUGGCCGUCUACCUGUGUUCAGUACAGCUCAAAAUUGUUGUGUGAGAUAAUCAAAGAGUACAAAUUUAAUGAU
Quercus lobata is the source of this 5739-nucleotide messenger RNA. It is a transcript of the gene SCAR2, whose product is annotated as SCAR homolog 2. The coding region runs from base 295 to 5211 and encodes 1638 amino acids. The record is from RefSeq and is a predicted model, not a curated record. NCBI's taxonomy places the organism in Eukaryota, Viridiplantae, Streptophyta, Magnoliopsida, Fagales, Fagaceae. Gene Ontology annotation, molecular function: protein kinase A regulatory subunit binding; actin binding; Arp2/3 complex binding. Gene Ontology annotation, biological process: positive regulation of Arp2/3 complex-mediated actin nucleation; actin cytoskeleton organization. Gene Ontology annotation, cellular component: cytoskeleton. The transcript is spliced from 9 exons.